AUGCGUGGAAGUGCGUUUUUGCGACGAUUAGCUGCAACAGGCGCGUUUUGCCGAGGACCGGUGAACACAAGGGGAUGCCACUCGUCGUUGCCGGCGACGGACGCCUCGCGCACUUUGGAUAUCGUCAAACAGCACAACAUCCCGAUCGAGAGGGUUUCGCUGAGCCGAGGACUGGCACUCAAUCGCUUUGAAAAAGAUUUCUUCAUUUAUCCCGAAUACUCAGACACGGAUGCAGCAGAAACUGCACAGCAAUUAGCAUCCGACCUGAAAGAUGCCAUUCUGGAAGCUGGUGGAGAUGACGAACCGUCUUUUACGAGUCUCUGGGACAAAUAUCACCUCUCAUCGUAUACGGUCCCUAAAAAAUAUGGAGGUGAAAAUAUGUGCAAUAAGGAUCUGUUGAUUCUCUGUGAAAGUUUGGGACAGGCCUGGAGCUUAUACACACGUUUUGAACAGACGCAUCUCGCAGUAUCACUCAUUCUCGAAUACGGGAACGAGCGGCAGAAGACAAAUUACCUUCCCAGGAUUGCUUCUGGAGCUCUACAGCCAGCGAUAUGUCUUCCUGGACCAGGAAUGUUAGUGGUCAUUCUUUAAAG
Molecule: messenger RNA, 593 nt
Organism: Gongylonema pulchrum
Lineage: Eukaryota; Metazoa; Nematoda; Chromadorea; Rhabditida; Gongylonematidae
Source: the annotation of a GenBank genome assembly